This is a messenger RNA of Brassica napus (rape), 1980 nucleotides long. RefSeq names its product YTH domain-containing protein 1. NCBI's taxonomy places the organism in Eukaryota, Viridiplantae, Streptophyta, Magnoliopsida, Brassicales, Brassicaceae. The transcript is spliced from 5 exons. The record is from RefSeq and is a predicted model, not a curated record. The coding region runs from base 127 to 870 and encodes 247 amino acids.
CUCACUAUCUCGUUUCAAACUUGCUGUUUCUCAAACUCUCUCUCUCUCUCUCUCUCUUUCUUUCUUUCAUCUCCAAGAACGCCAUUUCAGAUCGAAUCUGUCUUCUUCGCUAUCCUGGCGAGAAACAUGGAUCCUUUCAAUCCAUACCGUGCGGUUGGUAACAAAGUCAGGGAAUGCAUUGACAAGUACCUGAUGAGUAAGGAAGAAACUGAGAGAUAUCUAGAGGAUCAGCAAGGAAUCACACGUCAAGAUACCAACAUGGCUUGGAUUAUUCUUGAACGAAUGCAUCCAGAUUUAUUCACAUCAUACUAUGCAAGAAUCCAUGAGCGCAAUGCGAGGACCCGUGAGCGCGUUUCAUCAACUUCGCCACGAGAGAGAGCUUCAGCUAUACUGGGAGGGCAAGCGCAACAACGUCUAUCUCCUGCUCGCCGCUCAUUGUUGCCUGAUUUAAAUGUUCCUGAUGCAUCACCACAAGAAGCUAAUGCUGUUUAUCCUACAAGUCAAGCGGGAACUUCCAUAGCUUCUAAUGCUUUGGGCCAUAUUAUAAAACUACUGUCUGAUGGUCAUGGACUUGGUCCACAUCCUUCUGCUACGGGAUCCUUGAAGAGAAAACAAGUUGGUUGUGAGAAUGAAGAGAGAGGCGAAAAUGAAGAAGGAGAGAAACUGAAAGAGAAUGAGAGAGAUGGCAAUAAUGAAGAGGCAGAGAAGCAGGUCAUGGAGAAAAAGGAAUGUAACGAUGAAGAAGCAGAGAAGCCAAAGGAGAAAGAGGAAGGUAGCGAUGAAAAACUGCAGAAGAAUGAGGAAGGUGACAAUGAAGAACUGCAGAAGAAAAACGAAGGUGACAAUGAAGAAUUGCAAGAAGCUGCAUGAUCAGAAUCUAGAAAGGUCACAAACGCAUGGACAGUUCUUAUAUUAGCGUGGUUUUUUGAUUUACAGAAUAUAUUGCAGAGGACACAAACCUGUUAGUAUGAUUUCUUUCUUUCUUAUUGUCAUCAUAGACACUACAGUUAGCUAUUGCCAGAAUAUAUUGUAGAGACAUGCUGGUAUGAUGCUUAAACAUUGGGGAUAAGAAAUGUUAUCUGUUUCUUGUUGGUUUUGUUGAGGCUUUGUCUUGUUGGUCUUAGAUCCACAUCUAUGUUUCAUUCAAUCCAUUUAUUUAUUUUUCUUUGUGGCAAAAUACAACAAAUAAAACAAAGCCCAAGUGUCGCUUAAGAAGUGCAGAAAUCCAAAAAGGUUUAGGGACUUGUUGAGCUUAUUCCAUUUCUCAGACGUCUUCCGGAUUGUUGUUGUUGCUGUUGUAUCUACAUAGCCUCCAAAGCUUUGAACUUAUAACUUAAUGCUCAAAUGAUCAACAAAAUGUCAAUAAUAUAACCAAAACCAUUUUCCGUAUCUCAUAUAUUCAGCUGCAGAGUAAGGAACUAAGCUGGAAUCUGUAGAAGCCUCCCCUAGUAAACAUAUCAUUUCAGAUCAUAAUCAGUCGAAGUGGCUAAAUUACAUUAGCCUUUAAGAAGAUUGUUGAUGACGCUGGUUGGAGUCCAUGAAUGUUAGGAGAUCAUAACCUAUAAGAAGACUUUUGACUUGAAUGCUCAAAGUUAGGUAAUUCGUCGAGGAGAGUUUGGUUACUCCGGCCAUGUUUAUUGGAGAGAAGAUCUCACAUCGGAUAUAUGAAAGGGACUUGAGUAAUAUAUAAGGGACUUGAGCUAAUCCACUAAUUGCCAAUUGGUUUUAAGUUGGAAGUCCAAAAAACUUAUUAUGGUAUCAGAGCCGGCCUAAUACCCUGACCCAUUAAUCCGGCCCGGACAGUGACCCGAUCAUCCCAUUAGCUGAUGGUCCAUAGAAGGACCAGUUCCGCCAAGAUCGCUAGAAAAUAAAAAAGCAUGAUUUCGGAGGGGGUAUGAUGGAUUCUGCGAGAUUAAUGGUUAUACGCACCAUUAUCUCGAGGGAGGGUAUUGGAGAGAAGAUCUCACAUCGGAUAUAUGA